Rana temporaria (common frog) is the source of this 681-nucleotide messenger RNA. RefSeq names its product lymphocyte antigen 6E-like. The coding region runs from base 58 to 435 and encodes 125 amino acids. The transcript is spliced from 3 exons. The record is from RefSeq and is a predicted model, not a curated record. Lineage: Eukaryota; Metazoa; Chordata; Amphibia; Anura; Ranidae.
CCUUAGUAUAUAAGAGGACGGGGACAACCUGGAGGACACACUCAUCUCCGACUCACAAUGGCGUCCACCACAGGUCUACUCCUCGUCAUCGCACUCUGCGUGGGUUCAGCUUUAUCACUAAAAUGUUACACCUGCAACGCCCAGAGCACCAACACAAACUGCAUGACUGCGACUAACUGCUCCGCCACCGACACCAACUGCAUGACCUCCGUCUUUGCUGGAGGAAUUGGUAGUCUUUCUGGUGCCAGCAUCACCAAGACUUGUACCGCCAUCUGCACAGAAACCGGAUUCAAUGCCGUUGUGGUCUCCACCAAAGUAACCUGCUGUACCACCGAUCUCUGCAACACCAGUGGGGCUUCCAGUGUUAAAUUUACCUACACCAUCCUCGCUGUGGCCCUCGGGUUCCUAGGGGCCCUCAUGUCACAGCUGAAGUAAAGCUUGUGUAUACUGUACUGUAUAUUCUUUUUUUGGUAACCAAUGAACCAUUUCAUAGUCAUAUCACCCCGGGGGGGGGGGGGGGGCACCUUCCAUAUUUAAAUAAGUAAAGCUCUCACCAUCUACUGAUAUAAUGGUGGCCUUUGGGUUCCUAGGGGCCCUCAUGAGAGAUGAGUGUACAAUAUAUGACGUGAAUUAGAUCUUAUUCCUUAUGUUGUAACCAAUAAACAGUUUAUAUAGUCUGGA